Molecule: messenger RNA, 572 nt
Organism: Rana temporaria (common frog)
Lineage: Eukaryota; Metazoa; Chordata; Amphibia; Anura; Ranidae
Product: protein S100-A16-like
Exons: 3
Coding region: 124-432 (102 amino acids)
Cellular component (GO): perinuclear region of cytoplasm
Molecular function (GO): calcium ion binding
Source: RefSeq, a predicted model, not a curated record
UCGGGUGUUCCUGAGGGUGUGACCUCCCGGAAAUCACCAACCAGGAUCAGGAGGAAGGAGAGAGGAAGAGCCGGGAGUGGAGGGAGCUGAGAGCCGCAGCCAGCUGCCGGCUCUUGGCCAGUCAUGGCGUCCAGUUGCAGUAGUGAGCUGGAGUCGGCCAUCGAAGUCCUGGUGAGGAAUUUCUAUACGUACGCCGAGAGGAAGGGGAAACACGACAAGAUGAACAAGAAGGAGUUCCGCAAGAUGGUGUCCCAGGAGCUCCAACAUGUGCUGACGAAUACACAGAGCAAGGAAGCCUCCAACAAGCUGAUCCAGUCUCUGGACACCGACGAGGACGGGAAGAUCAGCUUUGACGAGUAUUGGACUUUGAUCGGUGAGAUCGCCCGGAAGCUGAGCCUCCAGAUGGCCAUGCAGUGCCAGGAACGACCCUAGAGCGCCCCCCCCCCCAAAAAAGCGCCAUGCCUCCUGCGCCCAGCGGGGGGCGCUGGAGGGAAGAACUUUUCCUGGGGGGGGGAACAGAGAACGCACCGGACCUCGGAUUCCCAGAAUCCCUCACUUAUUGUUUUUUUUUU